Penicillium argentinense is the source of this 1956-nucleotide messenger RNA. RefSeq lists its product as uncharacterized. The record is from RefSeq and is a predicted model, not a curated record. NCBI's taxonomy places the organism in Eukaryota, Fungi, Ascomycota, Eurotiomycetes, Eurotiales, Aspergillaceae. The coding region runs from base 1 to 1956 and encodes 651 amino acids. The transcript has a single exon.
AUGACACAACAAAAAGGGUCAGAUCAAAACCCAGACAAAUCCAAAGACCUGUUUCGUACCCCGAAAAGACCCAAUUCCCUGGCGACAUCCCGAACGUCAAAGAGCACGAAUGCGAAACGAACAGCGUCACCAGGCGUAUCGACACCCGUGCAAGCGUCUAGAAGAGGCUCAGCACCACCGACACGGGCUCAAUCAACCCUUACACAAAUAGACUUUGUUCCGAGACCGACACACCCAGACGAUGGCGAGCUCAAAUAUGUCGAGGCAGCUGAACCCCGCGGGUCAACGCACGAAGGACACGAGUCAGAGCAGCUAGACAACGGAUCCGAAAGCGAUACCGAUUAUCGACCACCCGUGCGGACUCGGGCAGGCUUCACAAGAUUUGAAAUGAAUGACGACCAUCCCAAAAGACGAAGAAAGGGUGACGCGGUGGGAAAUCGGAUAGUCGGACGAGGCCACAGUGUUCGAAGGAGUCAGACGCCCAAGGCAAGCGCGUCCGGCAAAGGCAAGCGAAAGUCUGUGGGGCCUUCUGCUACGAAGCGUGACAAGACCCUCACGCAGAUGGAUUUUGUGAGACGUUACAUCACGAUAGAUGAUUCCGAUGAUAAUGAUGUGAACUUGGGAUAUCUACAGCCACCUUCCCACGACACCGACAGUGCCGCCAACGCUAUCACCAAGAAAGAAGAACAAUCACUCACUGUCGAUAGCAAGACAACAAAAUCAGAGCCAACCCCUGCGAAACGAAAUCGAAGGGUUUUUGAACAAGAUUUGGACCUUUCUACCGGGGAGCCCAUCACAUCAGGCGACACCCAGAAUACGAGUAUACAAGACGGCCAGCCGAGUCAUCUAGCCCCCGAGAGACUAGUCCUCACACCUCAAAAAGCACGGAAAUUCGAGAUCCCCUCCUCACAGUCUCCAGAAAGCCCUGGCUUGGCAAUUAUUACCUCAUCCCAAUUCCGUGGUGCCACGCAUUCGCAUACAAAACGAAAGCCCUUGUUCUUGGCACCACAAGUCGGUGCAAUCAAGGAGGAAAGCCCAGAUCCUCGACGAGUGGUUGAAGAUUCACAGGAUUUGGAAGAUACGUCACAGCGAAAAACUCCAACACGGCCCCCAUCAAAGAUAACCAAGCCAUCUCGACGAGAAUCGCCCAUGUCCACGAAUGCAGCAGAACUGGCCUCCCCAACACAGCAUUCCGCGUCCGCAGAAAUACUGGCAGAUGCCCAGGAAUCAAAAAUCCGGCGGAGCCAAAAAGAGAGAACUGUGAUAUACGAAACCGAUGCGGAGUCAAAUUCAAGCGAAGAUGACGAGAUCGAAGAUGGACCAAAGUCCCCGAUUCUGGCAUCAAAAUCACGGAAAUUUGUUUCAGAUCUUGUGGAACAAAGUCCGAGUUUACCAAGUGAUGACUCUCAGGAGCUGCCGCUGCCGGACACCCAACCGCCGGCCGAUAUGGGCUUUGAUCCACCCUCCGAGCUCCCCAUGUCAGAUGCCUCGGCGUAUUACCAAAGGAUGCAGCCAGCCACCCAGUUCCCGCUUGAGCCUGUCCCAGCUCUGAACACGCAAAAGCUUUCCGAGCUAUUCCCCAAUGAGGGAAACACUCAAUAUCUUCAGCCAAAACCCACGCACUCUUCUCAGAAUUUACCGGGCCCAUUUUUGCAGUCACAGUUGCAGGGCCAAGACCUGGACCAGACUGAGAUGGUACCUGAAUCCUCUCCUGCUCGCGAACAAGAGAAGAGCGUGGACAAGCCUGACGAUGGUUUUCAACGGCCUCGUGCCCCGGGAUCUGUGGUUCAAGUCGAAUCAUCCCAGCCUGUGCGCCGCGUGGACCAUGGAUCUGGCAAUAUUCUAUCACGUAGUCAACUCCUGACGUCGAGUGUGAUGGAGAGCGUGGCUCUUCCUUAUUUUUGUACGGGAAGUCAGGACAGUGUAGGGGAACCUUACAGUCUGCCUGACCAUUGA